Messenger RNA from Pelagomonas calceolata, 1500 nucleotides. Lineage: Eukaryota; Pelagophyceae; Pelagomonadales; Pelagomonadaceae. The record is from the annotation of a GenBank genome assembly.
GGCCUUGGCAGGUGGACCUUGACUGGCGCGGGGCAACAGACAACUCAUGCGGUCUUAGUUUAGCGCAAUUUACGCUGUCUGUAGGCGUUCGCGGCGGAAUGCUCACGCCGAGGCAGCCCCAUCUUGCAAAAAUAAUGACGGCCUGCGUCGCCGCAAUUUAUCCCUGGCGCUUCCUGGUAGCAGCGGUCCCCACUUGUGACCCGGACGCAUGCGCUGCUCUCCGCGACGACGACUUUUGGCCGCGGCGCGAGGCGCCGCCGACGUGGUGUAGGGGCAACGACGUCAAGGGACGGUGGGAGGAUGUUGCGGCGGGCGGCUGGACUGCGGCCGCUCGCCGCUGCUACGCCGCGGCGCUCGAACCCACGAAUCUGUGCAGCCGGUUCGUGGCCGGCGAGGAGAUGUGCGUCACGAAGCACAACGGCGAGAUCCCGUGCGAGUGGACGGACUCGGAUCGCGAACGACGCGCGAGAGAGGACAAGGCGACCUACGUCCUUGCACGGCCGCGGGUCCCGGUGUCUGGUCCGAGCGGGUAUUCUCGGGCCGAGCGUUCGCAUCCGCAGGUGCCGGAUCGCGAGCCCCUUCGACGCGCUGCGAAUCGCCGCACGACAACGGUGGAAAUUUAUUUUCAUGGGCGACAGCGUCGCCCUCGGUUUGUCCGCGGCCGCGUCGUGGCACUACGACGCGCUCCGCUGCUCGGGCACGGCGGAGGCGGAUGCGACGAGACCCGUCGGGGUGCCGCUGCACGUCGUGCCGUUGGACGGAGAGGUUCUCGAUUAUUCCCUGCAGAAACUCCAAAACCACCCGAACGCGACGCUACUCGUGCAGAUCGGCCUGUGGUACAACUGGAACGCCUCGAAGACAACAUGUCGAGAGGACGGCGUCAUCUUCGCGCCUGAGGUCUUCUUCCAACCGUGGAACGAGUCGAUCGCCGCAAUCGACGCCCUGGCCGCGCGCGCCGCGGCGCGCGCAACGACGGCACGGCCCAAUAAAAAGUACAAACGAGAGGUGUACUAUGCGCUUCUCCGGGCCGACGUGCCGACCUACGGAGUUGGAGAGGACCGGGACCAAUGCACGUUUGCCGCCGCGCUCGUGCGCCUCGCCGUGUACCUACGCACGCGCAGUCCCCAGCGCCACGUCGUCUUCCUGACGCACAGCCCGCAGCACACAGUCGGGGGCGCGCGGCUCCGCGACUUCGCCACGCUGAACACGGCGGGCGCGUGGCGGGAUCGAGUCGCCAAACACGUCGUUCUCCGGCUCCUACCGCACGCGAGGUUCGUCCACACGCACCUGCUCCUCGCCGAUCGGCGAUACUCGCACAACUUCGGCGACCGGGGCCAGAUGGACCAGACGCAUUGGUGCUGGAAUGCGCGCGCUCCCGUCGAGGCCCUGGCGGUGGCGCUCACGGCAGCGCUGCCGGUGUACCCGCAUCCGUCCCGAGAGCCGUCCUGAGCCCACUGCAGUACGGGGCUGAUAGGGGCUAGUAGUAAAACUUCAUCCGAG